Messenger RNA from Manihot esculenta (cassava), 1904 nucleotides. RefSeq names its product adenylosuccinate synthetase 2, chloroplastic. NCBI's taxonomy places the organism in Eukaryota, Viridiplantae, Streptophyta, Magnoliopsida, Malpighiales, Euphorbiaceae. The transcript is spliced from 4 exons. Gene Ontology annotation, molecular function: adenylosuccinate synthase activity; GTP binding. The coding region runs from base 71 to 1534 and encodes 487 amino acids. The record is from RefSeq and is a predicted model, not a curated record. Gene Ontology annotation, biological process: 'de novo' AMP biosynthetic process; IMP metabolic process. Gene Ontology annotation, cellular component: cytoplasm.
CCUUUCUUUUUCUCGCUUUGCUUUUUCGCUUCACUCGCUUCACUUUUUCAAGACAAGUACUUUCUUCACUAUGAGCUUCACGUCUCUCAGGCUCGAUUCAAACCCUAUUACUUCCCCCAAGUGGACCCACCGCCGUCUCCCCCACCGGUCCCUUCUCCAUCCUCGGAACGUCGUAGUAUGCUCCGUCAAAUCUCCUCCCUCCUCGCCGUCGUUGAGCGUCGCCGCCAGCGACUCUCUAAGUCGUAUCGAAUCUCUCAGUCAAGUUUCCGGCGUUUUAGGCUGCCAGUGGGGCGAUGAAGGUAAAGGCAAACUCGUCGACAUCUUGGCUCAGCAUUUCGACGUCGUCGCUCGCUGCCAGGGUGGUGCUAAUGCUGGUCAUACCAUCUACAAUUCAGAGGGAAAAAAAUUUGCUCUUCACCUUGUUCCUUCUGGUAUUCUUAAUGAGGAUACUCUCUGUGUUAUUGGCAAUGGAGUUGUGGUGCAUCUUCCAGGUUUGUUUAAGGAGAUUGAUGGCCUGGAAUCAAAUGGUGUCUCCUGCGAGGGAAGGAUAUUAGUGUCGGACCGUGCUCACCUGUUAUUUGAUUUCCACCAACAAGUAGAUGGGCUUAGAGAAGCUGAGCUUGCUAAAUCAUUUAUUGGCACUACUAGAAGAGGGAUUGGACCUUGUUACUCUAGCAAGGUGAUCCGUAAUGGCAUUAGAGUAAGUGACUUGAGGCACAUGGAUACUUUUCCUCAGAAGCUUGAUAUUUUAUUGUCAGAUGCAGCUUCAAGGUUCCAAGGUUUUAACUAUGGCCCAGAAAUGCUUAGGGAUGAAGUUGAGAUAUACAAGAGAUUUGCAGAAAGGUUGGAACCCUUUAUUGCAGAUACUGUGCAUGUUAUGAAUGAAUCCAUUGUGCAGAAGAAGAAGAUUUUGGUGGAAGGUGGUCAAGCUACUAUGCUAGACAUUGACUUUGGAACUUAUCCUUUUGUGACUUCGUCCAGCCCGUCAGCUGGUGGGAUCUGUACUGGUCUUGGUAUUGCACCAAGAGUCGUUGGUGAUCUCAUUGGAGUGGUGAAGGCAUACACUACAAGGGUUGGUUCUGGUCCUUUCCCUACUGAGAUCUUGGGUCAGGGGGGUGACCUACUUAGAUUUGCUGGGCAGGAGUUUGGAACCACAACUGGCCGUCCUCGACGUUGUGGUUGGCUUGAUAUAGUUGCACUGAAGUAUUGCUGUCAGAUUAAUGGCUUUUCUUCUUUAAAUCUGACCAAACUUGAUGUUCUAUCUGAUCUUCCUGAAAUUCAAUUGGGGGUUGCUUAUAAGCAAAUGGAUGGCACACCAAUUAAAUCAUUUCCCGCUGAUCUUCGUGUUCUUGAACAGUUGAAGGUUGAAUAUGAGGUUUUACCUGGAUGGAAGACUGAUAUAUCUUCUAUUAGAAACUACACGGACCUUCCAAAAGCUGCACGUCAAUAUGUGGAGAGGAUAGAAGAACUCGUUGGUGUACCUAUCCAUUACAUUGGCGUUGGGCCUGGACGUGAUGCUCUUAUAUACAAGUAAAUUCAACUGUUCUUUAUUUAGACAGCCAGGCUAUUAUACUCUUGGUGGUGAAUAAAAUCUUACUGUGCUGCAGCAUUUGACCCCCCAAUUAUGCCCGGCAUAUUUUUAGACAGAACAUAAAAAAAGCUACAUUUUUUAGGGCAAAUGAAGUUGAUGCACCAAUUCUGCCCUUCACAUAUGGUGUCUACUUCUAAAUUGAAUGUUCAAUUAUAUUAAACCAUUAGGGAUUUGUUAAGAUGCAGUAUUAGACAAGAGGUUUUCAGUUGCAGCAGUUGAUCUUUUUGAUAUAUUUACAAUAGUUUUUGUAGCUGUAAAAGUUUUGGUUGCAAGCAAUGCAUGGAUCGUCCUCAUGGCUAAACUUUCCAGGAAA